Molecule: messenger RNA, 2367 nt
Organism: Mytilinidion resinicola
Lineage: Eukaryota; Fungi; Ascomycota; Dothideomycetes; Mytilinidiales; Mytilinidiaceae
Exons: 3
Coding region: 1-2313 (770 amino acids)
Biological process (GO): proteolysis
Molecular function (GO): serine-type peptidase activity
Source: RefSeq, a predicted model, not a curated record
AUGCGGUAUACCCCUCUCUUCGCCUUGAUUGGGCUCCUAUCCGUCACUUCCGCCAACCCAAUCCUACACCCUCGCGCUACUCCUACCACCACUAAUCGGACCACUACCAGCAGUACAGCACCAUGCGCCGCCGUCUCCUCAGCCCACUAUGCUCCGAGCAACAAAGAUGGUACAGUCCCUGCACAGCUGGCCUACGAAUGCCUCAAAAGCGUGCCACUCAACGUGACCGCUGCCAAGAGGCUCAUGGGGGAGAUACGGCCCUACAUCAAUUGGCAGACAAACAUAGUCUUCCUGAAGAACCCACCCGCCGAGUAUGUGCAAAAGAUCCAGCAGCCCGUGGACAUUCUGGCCGGAUUAGACAAAAUUGAGGCACAGAUUGAUAGUGGGGCUUUCUUUGGCGAGUAUGACUUUGGACUUGCGCUGUAUAAACUUAUCCUAUCAGCACACGACGGUCAUUUCUCUAUUGUCCUGGAUUCCGUAGGAAAUUUCUUCAACUUCGACCGGAAAUUCCCAUUAGUUUCCGUCUCUGAAGACGGAGUGAAGUUACCCGCGGUUUUCGUAUACGGCGAUGUUUUAGGUCAGCAAUUCAAUACUAUUUCAGGGGCAUAUACUCCCUCUGCCGUUGUCAAGAUUGAUGGCCAAGAUGCUGCGACUUUCCUCGAAAAUUGGAGCCAAUGGGGGAUUCUUCAGGACCGCGAUGCCCUCUAUAACAACCUCUUCUACGAGCUUGCGCAGGUCUCUGUUGGCUCUUAUGGCACCGGCACAGGCACCUUUAGCGGAGGUGGAAGAGGUCGGUGGGCUUACCCUGGAGCGAAUACUACCUACACUUUUGCCAACGGAACCUCCAAGACUGUCGAAAAUAUCGCCUACCCCAUGUUCAACUUAGAUGGUAUUGAUUCAGGGGAGAAGCUGCAGCAGAACUUCUUCAACUACGACGCAGGCACCGCCAAUACCGAGGGGAAAGUAAACCUUCACGUUGUUCCUGGUGAUAAAGUCGCAGCAGCAGCUACUGGAUCGGCUGCUGGCUACCCACCCACCGUCAUUGCCGGGCCCUCAAACAUCAUCAACGGCUACUAUAUCGAUUCGCCAGACUACAGCAGCAUCGCGGUCCUCUCUGUACCUAAUUUCGUCGGAGAUAUAGACGACAACGUCGCCUUCCAGGCCACAAGUCGGAACUUCAUCGCCCAAGCCCUCGCAGAUAACAAGACGAAGCUAAUCAUCGACCUUUCCGCCAACGGCGGCGGCAGUGUGCUGCAAGCCUAUGACCUAUUCAAACAGCUCUUCCCCAGGCCCGCAUACCUCCCCUACGGCGCGACACGCUGGCGCGCCCACGAAGCCGCCGACCUAAUCGGCCAAUCUUUCAGCGCCGCCGCCUCGCAAUUUCCGCGAGUCCUAGACACGAUCCAAUUCUACGUCCAGGAAAUGCAGUCGACCUACUUCGACUACGAAAGCGACCUCGACGUCAACUACAAGCCCUUCACCUCGUGGCCCGAAAAGUACGCGCCCCGCGUGUACAACGGCGACAACUUCACCGGCAUCGCGCGCUACAACCUGUCCGACGUCCUCAUCACCCUCAUGUCGGGCGGCAUCGACAUCACCGGCUACGGCGCCCUCGCGAGCGCCUCCAACAACCCCCAGCCGUUCAAAGCCGAGGACAUCGUCAUCGUCUACGACGGCUACUGCGCGUCGACGUGCAGCAUCUUCUCCGAGCUCAUGCGGCAGCAGGGCGGCGUCAAGGCCAUCGCCAUGGGCGGGCGCCCCAACACGCACCCGAUCCAGGCCGUGGGCGGCACCAAGGGCGUGAAUAACCUCGACUGGGAGACCAUUCAGGCGUUCGUGCAGUUGGGGGUUAGGGCUUCGAGCGCGGCGGAGAGACAGCGGUAUGAAGAUAGCGUGCUGGGCACUGAUUACAACGCCGAGGGGCCGUUUGUCCGCACGUCUUGGGCGAGCGACCCCGGGUGCAACGUGCGAGAUGGGCUGAGGGAGGGCGAUGACAGCGGGACGCCGUUGCAAUUUCGCUACGAGGAGGCGGAUUGUCGGUUGUAUUAUACGCCCGAGAUGACGGUUGAUGCGACGGCGAUUUGGAAGGCAGCGGCGGACGCGCAGUGGGGUGGGUGGGGGAAGUCGAAGUGUGUGGCAAAUUGGUGGCCGUGGUCUAAGGAGAAGAGGGAGGUUACUACGACGCUGGGUAGGAGUAGACUAGGGAAGAGGGGUGCCGGUGCGAGUGAUGCAAAGGCUCUGGAGGAGUUGCUGAAGACGCUUGCGAUUAGGACGGAAAAUCAAUGGAAAGGGGAUGGGUUUAUGAAGCCAUAGGGGUGAAACUGAGUCGAACGGAUGGGAAAUAGUAGAACCAGUAGGAAAUAGCAG